This is a messenger RNA of Bipolaris sorokiniana ND90Pr, 2887 nucleotides long. RefSeq lists its product as uncharacterized. Gene Ontology annotation, biological process: negative regulation of transcription by RNA polymerase II. Lineage: Eukaryota; Fungi; Ascomycota; Dothideomycetes; Pleosporales; Pleosporaceae. Gene Ontology annotation, molecular function: protein binding. The record is from RefSeq and is a predicted model, not a curated record. Gene Ontology annotation, cellular component: nucleus; transcription repressor complex. Bases 66 to 2879 code for a protein of 937 amino acids. The transcript is spliced from 3 exons.
CGAGGAGAUGCUGUGCCGCAGACCAUCACCGCAUACUCUGUCACGGUAUACACCACUAAUCAUGCAUGCUCUUCUACAGAGAUGCUAUGGCCUCUACGACAUCUAACACAGCGUUUGGCAACGCAUACAAGAGCGUCCAAGCUAACAACAUCAACGGCUCUGUCCAUAUUGGACUUGAGAACACACUCGACCGUCUCCCACGCGCCGAAGAUGCGCCCUUCAACUCAUACGCUAAGCAGCACGAGCCUAUAUGCCUCCCUAACACGCGCGUCGACCUAUUACAAGAGAUAUAUAGCUGGGCGGAUGGGCAAGACGAGCGGUGCAUCUUCUGGCUGAGCGGUCUGGCGGGCACAGGCAAGUCGACAAUCGCGCGGACGGUGGCGCGCAGCUACUACGACAAGCAGCGUUUAGCGGCCAGCUUCUUCUUCUCGCGCGGCGGCGGCGACGUAGGCCACGAAGGCAAGUUUGUGACGAGCCUUGCGGUGCAGCUUGCGCGUAAUGUGCCAGUAUUAAAGCAGCACAUUAGCGACGCAGUUGUAGAGCGCGACGACAUUGCUAGCCAGUCUCUGCGCGACCAGUGGCAGCAUCUCGUUCUCCGCCCGCUGUCGAAGCUGCACGAGCCAGAAGCAGGGCAAAGAAGAUACAUCAUAGUCAUCGAUGCGCUCGACGAGUGUGAUAACGACAGCAACAUCCGCAUUAUUGUGCAGCUGCUGGCUAAGGCUCGAUCACUAACGAAGGUCCGGGUGCGGGUAUUGCUAACAAGCAGGCCAGAGGUGCCGAUCCGACAUGGGUUCCGCCAGGUUCCUGAGGCGGAGCACCAGGACGUUGUGCUGCACAACAUAUCGCGGUCUAUUAUUGACUGUGACAUAGCCCUCUUCCUAGAACACAAUCUCCAGCUUAUCGCACAGGAGCGUUGUCUGUGCGCCGGCUGGCCAGGUGCAGAGAUCGUUGUGCAGCUGGUCCAGAGUGCAGGCGGCCUCUUUAUCUGGGCUGCAACAGCAUGUCGCUUUAUCCAAGAAGGGAAACGGUUCGCAGCAAAGAGACUAGAGACAAUCUUAUGCAAUAGAGACGCUACCUCUAUCGCCCCAGAGAGGCACCUUAACGAGAUCUACACUACAGUGCUAAAGAACUCAAUCCAAGACUAUGCAGACGAAGAAAAAGAGGAGCAAUGUAGAGCACUCCGAUACAUUGUUGGCAGCAUAGCAGUGCUGUUCUCUCCUCUCUCUGCACAGUCUCUAGAUCAGCUACUUGACGUUGUAGAAGGGGUUCGGCUAACACUAGAAGAUCUCCACGCGAUUCUCGACAUCCCAAACAAUAGAAACCGGCCAGUCCAACUGCACCAUCCAUCGUUCCGCGACUUCCUACUCGAUAGCAAGAGAUGCGGCGACGACAGGUUCUAUGUAGACGAGAAGAGCACCCAUAAGAAGCUAGCGCAUUGCUGCCUUAAGCUUAUGUCUACGCCUAGUGGCCUUCGACAGGAUAUGUGCAAUCUCUCAGAUCCUAGAGUUUUACGGAGAGAGAUCGACGAAGAGACAAUUCAUCGCAACCUGCCACCAGAGCUGCAGUACGCGUGCCGCUACUGGGUCGAUCAUCUCGAGCGCAGCGGGCGCAGUAUUAAAGACGGAGACACUACCCACUGCUUCCUUAAGAAACACCUUCUUCACUGGCUGGAGGCUAUGAGCCUGCUCCACGAAACGAGUCUAUGCGUGCGACUACUAGCGAGGCUGCAGGCUCUAGCGACGCCGUCUAAUAGUGUCGUUGCUAAGUUCCUCCACGAUGCCGUCCGAUUUGUGCUGCGAUUCGUACCAAUACUGGCUAAGGCCCCCCUCCAGAUAUAUUCAUCAGCCCUUCUCUUCUCGCCCGAGUCAAGCGUUGUGCGGAAGGUGUUUAUUGAACAGGUACCACAGGCAGUGAGAGUGAUUUCUGGGAGAGAUGCAGAGUGGGACGCAUGCCGGAGUGUGCUGGAGGGCCAUUCACAUCCGGUCAACGCGGUAGUGUUCUCGCCAGACGGACAGCUAGUCGCCUCAGCAUCUAGGGACAGCACAGUGCGGUUAUGGGAGACAGCGACGGGCCAGUGUUGCAGCGUGCUGGAGGGCCAUUCACGUCGGGUCAACGCGGUGGUGUUCUCGCCAGACGGGCAGCUAGUCGCCUCAGCAUCCAACGACAGGACAGUGCGGGUGUGGGAGACAGCGACAGGCCAGUGCCGCAGCGUGCUGGAGGGCCAUUCAGAUUCGGUCAAGGCGGUAGUGCUCUCGCCAGACGGGCAGCUAGUCGCCUCAGUAUCUGACGACAGGACAGUGUGGUUGUGGGAGACAGCGACAGGCCAGUGUCGCAGCGUGCUGGAGGGCCAUUCAGAUUCGGUCAACGCGGUAGUGUUCUCGCCAGACGGACAGCUAGUCGCCUCAGCAUCUGACGACAGGACAGUGCGGGUGUGGGAGACAGCGACAGGCCAGUGCCGCAGCGUGCUGGAGGGCCAUUCAAGUUGGGUCAAGGCGGUAGUGCUCUCGCCAGACGGACAGCUAGUCGCCUCAGCAUCCAACGACAGGACAGUGCGGGUGUGGGAGACAGCGACAGGCCGCUGUCGCAGCGUGCUAGAAGAUCAGCCUUCACCUAUCUUUCACAUCGCAUUUUCGCCAGAUGGCCUGAUCCUCUACACAGACAAAGGGGAUAUCCCCCUACCGUUAGAUCUUAUGGUUGUUGUAUCCGCCCUUUUAGCCCAAGAACUGCUAUAUGCUGCAGUAGAUGGAGAAUGGGUAUUGCGUCAAACACGGCGGUUUCUAUGGCUUCCUCCUCAGUAUCGGAACUGCGUCACGGCAGUGUAUGGGCACAUGAUGUGUCUAGGGUGCUAUUUAGGGCGUGUAUCGUUUCUUAGCUUCUAGUAGAACGU